Neltuma alba is the source of this 1281-nucleotide messenger RNA. RefSeq names its product dihydroflavonol 4-reductase-like. NCBI's taxonomy places the organism in Eukaryota, Viridiplantae, Streptophyta, Magnoliopsida, Fabales, Fabaceae. Gene Ontology annotation, biological process: anthocyanin-containing compound biosynthetic process. The record is from RefSeq and is a predicted model, not a curated record. Gene Ontology annotation, molecular function: dihydroflavanol 4-reductase activity.
UAUCAUGGGUUCCGCGUCUGAGACUGUUUGUGUCACUGGCGCUGCCGGCUUCAUCGGCUCAUGGCUCGUCAUGAGACUCCUGGAGCGCGGCUACACUGUUCGAGCCACCGUGCGCGACCCUGCUAACAUGAAGAAGGUGAAGCACUUGCUGCAACUGCCCAAAGCCGAUACGCGCCUGACUCUGUGGAAGGCCGAUCUCGCUCACGAGGGAAGUUUCGACGCCGCCAUCAUUGGCUGCACCGCAGUUUUCCACGUCGCCACCCCCAUGGAUUUCGAAUCCAAGGAUCCUGAGAAUGAAGUGAUAAAACCAACCAUCAAUGGCUUAUUGGAUAUCAUGAAAGCAUGCGUCAAGGCCAACACCGUGAGAAGAUUGAUAUUCACAUCCUCUGCCGGAACCGUCAACGUCGUCGAGCAUCAAAAACCAGUGUUCGACGAGACUUGCUGGAGCGAUGUUGAGUUUUGUCGCAGAGAAAAGAUGACCGGUUGGAUGUAUUUCGUUUCAAAAACGUUGGCAGAGCAGGAGGCAUGGAAAUUUGCCAAACAACAUAACAUGGAUUUCAUAACUGUCAUUCCUCCCCUUGUGGUUGGUCCCUUCCUCAUGGAUUCAAUCCCCAGUCUUAUCACUGCUCUUUCUCCCAUUACUGGGAAUGAAGCGCAUUAUUCAAUCAUAACGCAAGGCCAAUAUGUUCAUUUAGAUGAUCUCUGUAUGGGUCACAUAUUCUUGUCAGAGCAUCCUGCGGCAGAAGGAAGAUACAUAUGCUCUUCCCAUGACGCCACAUUCAAUGAUAUUGCGAGAAUUCUUAAUCAAAAAUAUCCCGAGUACAAUGUCCCCACCAAGUUUAACAAUAUUCCAGAUAACUUGGAGAUUGUGCACUUUUCUUCUAAGAAGAUUACAGAUUUAGGAUUUCAAUUCAAAUACAGCUUAGAGGACAUGUUCAUAGAAGCUGUUGAUACCUGCAAAGAAAAAGGACUUCUUCUCAAGACAACAGAAACUCGUCUUAACGGUACCACACACGAAAAGUGAAAAUGUGAUAUAUAUAUAUAUAUAUAUAUAUUACAUAUAUCGUGUUCCUCAUGGUUUUGGCUCUUCUAUAUAGCUACCGGCGAGGCCAUUUGAUAGCUUCGGCGGCCAAGGCUUGGAUUUGUCUCCAUUAUUCAGUGCAAGGUUGUAUUUUAUGUUGGCUUACUCUGUUUUAGACUAAGGAGGUUUUCUUAGCUCUGUUGAGAGCUGAUACCUCUAUCCAGUAAUGAGAAAUUCAAUUUUGAACUCUGAAUAUGUCA